Paralichthys olivaceus (Japanese flounder) is the source of this 538-nucleotide messenger RNA. RefSeq names its product NADH:ubiquinone oxidoreductase subunit S5 (gene ndufs5). NCBI's taxonomy places the organism in Eukaryota, Metazoa, Chordata, Actinopteri, Pleuronectiformes, Paralichthyidae. The record is from RefSeq and is a predicted model, not a curated record. Gene Ontology annotation, biological process: mitochondrial respiratory chain complex I assembly.
UUCCCCCACCGCCGUAAACUGGGAGGAGAAGUCGUGCUGCCGCCUCUGUGUCGUAAAGCAGAACGUGCGCUGUCGCAGGAAGGUUAAAGUGAAGCCAACAAAACAAGCAUCAUGCCGUUCGUGGACUUGCAGUCGCGGCUCGGCAUCAACAUGGACCGCUGGCUGCUGCAGCAGAGCGGAGAGCAGCCGCACAAACGAGCGUCUCGCUGCCACGCCUUCGAGAAGGAGUGGAUUGAAUGUGCCCACGGCAUCGGGCAGACCCGCGCUAAGAAGGAGUGCAAGCUGGAGUUUGAGGACUUCUAUGAGUGCAUGCACAGGCAGAAGACGCACCAAAGGCUGCAUAUGAUCCGUCAGCAGCGGGACAAGAUGGUGAAGGAGGGAACCUACACGCCACCACCCUGCCACACAGGCAAGACCGACCCAUCGCUGUGACGGAACUCAACUCGCCACAACUCUGUUCUUGUGUAUAGUAAACCAGAUAUCACUAUUUCCCGUUCUCCUUUACAAGUUUUCAAAUAAAUGUUAUCGUCCCCUCUUA